CGUCUCCGUCAUUUUCAACACGCUUUCCGUGCUCUUCAGGUCCGCGUUUCAUGGAAGCUCCCGUCCGGAUCCGGCAGCGUUAUGAGCCGCUGCUCUAAUCCGCCCUGCUGGCUGAGACUCGUACCCUCCGGCGAUAGAGGUGUGCGGGUAGGGGGUGCCUGCACUGGGCCCCGCUCCCCUUAACGCCAUGGACACUCUCUGGACACUCCUGUAUGCCGCCCUGUGUCUCAGUCAGGCCCCACCCUUCAGCUGCACCGACACGUCCCUGUCCUUCCGUUUGGAGCCGCUGUCCGUGGUGCAGAAGCCGGGGGGUGUUGUGCUCCUCCGCUGUGCAGCCCGGCAGCCCACAGCCCUCCUGUCCUGGCUCUUCCAGGGGCGCCCCCUGGAUUCCGGGUCAGCAGGGGGCGCUGUUCGCCUCCGGCCUGGACUGCUUACCCUGCCCUCACUGCAGUAUAGCCAGGCAGGCCGGUACCAAUGUGUGGCACAUACAGAGGCAGGGACCAUCGGCAGCCGGCUCGCCCGUGUCACCGUGGCAGAAAUGGCUGACUUCGCUGAGUCUCGGCGGCGGGCCGUCACAGUGGAGCAGGGGGGCACCGUGCUCAUCCCGUGUCUGAUGCCCCCCAGCACCCCCCCCGCACUUCCCCGGCUGCGUGUGCGUGGGGAAUGGCUGGAGCAGUCCACAGAUGAAUAUUUAAUCCUUCCAUCGGGGAACCUUCAGAUCGCAUCGGCCUCCCCCCACCACCAGGGGGUGUACAAGUGUGGGGCCUACAACCCUGUGACCCGGGAGACGAGACUGGAGACCCACGGCACCAAACUCGCUGUCAGGCAACCCCGGGGGCUCUCGCCUCUGCGGCUCAUCCACCCCCUGGCCCCCCUGACGCUCGUGGUCCUGCAGUCUAAUGACAUCACCCUGGAGUGUGUCCUGGAAGGAAGCCAGGCUCCUCAAGUCCGCUGGACCAAAAAUGGACAGGAAGUGGCAAUGGGUUCUAGCCACAGGAUGGUGCUAAACAACUUGGUGUUGAUGGGCGUGAGUCCCAGUGACAGCGGGACAUACCAGUGCUCUGCCAGCAGCCGCACUGGGGGCGUGGUCACAGCAAACUACACUGUCAUCGUUCAAGAACCCGCCUCCGUGGCACAAGGCCUGACUGACCAAUCGGUGCCUGUUGGGUCUUCAGUCGUCUUCACUUGCGUGGCGAAGGGAAACCCCUCUCCUAAUAUCACAUGGGUGUUCAACUCUGCCCCAAUCAUGCUAUCGGCCCGCCUCCAGAUCUUUGGCUCCUCCCUCCAUGUCUCCAAUGCCUCUAGUGAGGACCAGGGAAUGUUCCAGUGCCUGGUGGACAACGGGAUUGGAUCUGCCCAGUCAACUGGCAGACUCUCUGUCCUUUCAGCUCUAAGUUCCAGGCCACAGAUUUGGGCGCCUCCUUCAGGAGGGCACUUUCUGGAGGGGGGCCCGGUGUCCCUGUCCUGCAAUGCAACUGGCCAACCCCUGCCUGUCAUUCGCUGGUACAAUGCGGCCGGACCCAUCGCCAGCCACCCAUCCCGCCUCCUCCAGCCGGUAGAGGCCACGACCAGGGCCUUUCCUGACGUCUCCCCCUACGUCAUUGUGUCUCGGCCGGGCAGCAGUUUACUCUUCAUCCAGGCUGUGAGUGUGGCCCAAGCGGGAAAGUACACAUGCGAGGCCUCCAACAAGCUGGGCUCCGUAACGGCUGAGGCGUCUCUCUUCGUGGGGCUGUCGGCCAGCACCACGGUGGGUCCUACGUCCAGCACGCCACUUCCCAACAGCCCCGUCCAAAACGAUGAAGGGGAGGAGCCACUGGGCCAGGAGGAAGGCCCGUCGUACGAGGUGGACACACCCGCUGAAAGACCUAGCGACCUGCCCACCCCAGAGGCUCCGAUCAUCACAAGCCCUCCCCAGACACACAGGCAUGAUGCGUAUGACCUGCAGUGGCGGGCGGGGAGAGCCUGGGGACGCCCCAUCCAUGCUUACUUCGUCCGCUACCGUAAGCUGGACGACGAGGGCAACGUGGCAGGCAGCUGGCAUACGAUCCGUGUUCCUGGCAGCGAGAAGAGUCUGCGGCUCUCGGACCUGGAGCCGUCCAGCCUGUAUGAGGUGCUGAUGGUGGCGCGGAGUACGGGGGGGGAUGGGCAGCCGGCCAUGCUCACCUUCCGCACCGGUAGGGAACGGAGCGCCCCCUCCAGCAAGAGUCCCUCGAAGAUGCCCUUCCUGGCUGUGCCUGAGAAGUCCCAGGAUCGCGAGAGCUCCAGCACUCACUUCGGGAUGGUGAUGCAUGAGAGGGUCCCCGAGGCCCCGGAUCGGCCCACCAUCUCCAUGGCGACGGAAAGUUCCGUCUACGUGACGUGGAUCCCCAGGGCCAAUGGGGGCUCACCCAUCACGGCGUUCCGCGUGGAAUACCGACAGCAGAACCGCGGUGCCACUUGGCUGGUGGCGGCUGACAACAUCUCCCCACUCAAGCUGUCGGUGGAGGUCCCAGACCUAGAGCCAGGCUCCACUUACCGCUUCCGCGUCGUCGCCCUGAAUAUGUACGGCGAAAGUCCCCACAGCGCCCCCUCCAGGCCAUACCAGGUGUCUUCGGCCAGCCCGCCGUUAACUGUGCGCCCGGUGGCUGGCCCCCACAUCUCUUCCACGGAUGCCAUCAGUGACACACAGAUCAUGCUACGCUGGACAUACACCCCCUCCAGCAACAACAACACCCCCAUCCAGGGCUUCUACAUCUACUACCGGCCGACGGACAGCGAUAACGACAGCGAUUACAAGCGGGAGGUGGUGGAAGGCAACAAAGAGUCGCACCUGAUUGGCCAGCUUCAGCCUGAGACAUCGUAUGAUAUCAAGAUGCAGUGUUUCAACGACGGGGGGGAGAGUGAAUACAGUAACGUCAUGAUCUGCGAGACUAAAGCCCGCCAGGCCCCAGGCGCAGCCCCUGAACACCCCAUCACCCCGUCGGGCCCGUACCUGCCGCCGUCCUCCAUGCCAGCAGGGGGCCUGCUCUACCUGAUUGUGGGCGGCGUUCUGGCCAUCAUGGUCUUCAUCCUGCUGGUCUUCAUCGUCAUGUGUCUGUGGAGGAAUCGGCAACAGAGAGCCGUCCACAAGUUUGACCCCAACGGGUACCUGUACCAGCCCCCGGAGAUGAACGGUCACAUGAUGGAAUACACUACCCUGCCCAACGGGGGCCACUCCAACGGAUAUGGACAUGGCGGCUCUCUGCCGCCCCCUGCCUGCCACCACUUGCACCACAAGCUGCCCAAUGGCGUGACUCUGCUUAAUGGCUCGCCGGCCCUCUACCCUCACGACCACACGCACUCUCACCAGCCGCCAAGUGGAGGCAGAGUGUACGCGUCGUCACAGCCGGAGUCUGUGGACUGCACGAACUGCCAGAACUUCUGUAACAACAACAGGUGUUACACCAAAGCCAACGGAGCGUUCCCUGGGGGCACCCACCCCAUCGUUCACCGUGCCUCGCCGUGCCCACAGGACGGCCUGGAGCUACUUCCCCUAGCUCAUAUGUCCCCGCCCCCCCACGGCCCCGGCGACCAAUGGCGUGUUGGGGGGGGCGACCGGGAGAGUGUGGGAGAGCCAGACGAAGCCCAGACGGCGCUAUCCUCUUCCCAGAAUUCCUGCUGUCAGUCAUCAGAGGAGGGAGAGCGGGGCAGUCGCUGCGGGGGGGCGGACGAGCCUUCGCGCUGCUGGGAGAGCCGGGAUCUGCCCAAGCUGGACCAGAUCGGCUGCUCAAGGCGCCACUUGCAGGCCGCUGAGUGACACUGCGGGAGCCGGGGGACCAGGGAAGGGGAGCAGCCCGGCCGUGUGGGAUCAGAGGCAACGACACGGACUGUGAGCUAAGAAUAGGGAGGAGUGGGAGGUGGCACCAUACCAGGACCGGAACCCCCAGACGGGGGAGGGAUUUUUUUAAAAGAACAAAAACCUUUUAGAUGCCCUAUUUAUUUUUUUGUAGUAGUAAAAUAUAAUUUCAUAUGAAUGUAUCUGUUUUAAGAAAAAAAGUUUCUUUUAUAUUAUUUAUGCUUUUUGGUGAAAAAUCCUUUUAUUUUUUGUUUUUCAUUGUGUUUUACAUAAAGUGUGGAUUUUAGCCCUCGUGUAAAGUUUUGUAAUAAUACAAAGAUAAACUAUGGAAGAGAGAAACUUUCUAUUUUUGUUUUAUCCCGACGCAAAAAGGACUCGGCGUUUUUCACAUCUCGUUCUAUACGAUGUGACCGAUCCUGUGUAAACGUCGAGAUCCGGUGUCAUGUUAAUGUUUCACUGUGACUGUGGGCUUCGACAAUCGGGUCUCGGAAGGGUAGCACAAAUGACAGCGGACGCAGUAGGGAUGUGGGGCUGAUCCCAGGCUGUGAACUCAAAACUCUUACCCGCGUCUGUGAUUGGCUGCAGGCCGCUGGUCGCCUUUUGAGUCAGUGACCAUGUGACAUGGAUUCGCUUGAGUCAGUAUGUGUGUGUUUCCGUGCCCAGACCCUUCGGGCAUGAUCGUGACUCGAACGUGCUCGUUCACUGCAGGACACUCUCCUUUCAUCGACUCUUUUACAGCAGCCGAAAGUCAUUUGUGUAACUUGACUAUUUAUCUGUUUUUCAUCCUAGUCUGGCUUCAAGGAUCUGUGACCACACAAUUUGUAAAAUUCCAUUAUGUGACCAAAGCAGUGAAAGCAAGGCAAAUGCCACAAUGUCAUUCCACUCAAACGGCUUCCUGACUGCAGAAGCAUGACUCAUCGUAAUAAACGUAUUGCUGAAA
Messenger RNA from Brienomyrus brachyistius, 4754 nucleotides. RefSeq names its product cell adhesion molecule-related/down-regulated by oncogenes-like. The record is from RefSeq and is a predicted model, not a curated record. Gene Ontology annotation, biological process: cell-cell adhesion; axon guidance; nervous system development. Gene Ontology annotation, molecular function: protein binding. The transcript is spliced from 20 exons. Gene Ontology annotation, cellular component: plasma membrane; axon. The coding region runs from base 188 to 3775 and encodes 1195 amino acids. Lineage: Eukaryota; Metazoa; Chordata; Actinopteri; Osteoglossiformes; Mormyridae.